This is a messenger RNA of Hepatospora eriocheir, 924 nucleotides long. NCBI's taxonomy places the organism in Eukaryota, Fungi, Microsporidia, Hepatosporidae. The record is from the annotation of a GenBank genome assembly.
AUGACAACAUUUAUUGAUUAUCUUAAAAGAUUUUUUUGUUGUGAGGAUAUAAAUAAUGAUAAUGAUAACAAACAAGAAAAACAUACUAGUAAAGUUACUAAUAACUUUAAAUUGAAGUCUGAAACUAUUCCAGUAGUUUCUAAUUCGAAUAAAUCAGAAGAAAGUGAAAAAGUAAUUUUUGAGAAUGAAGAAGAUAAUUCAAUUGAUAGUUCACUUACUUUAGAGGAAGAUUUAUUAAAUAGAAACAAAUUAAAAUUAUUACUUGAUAAUUUCAUUAAUGAUUUGAGUGAUGAUAGUCAAUUAAGUGAAGAUUCAAUUAAAAAUGAUGAAAAAUUCAAAGAUGUGAUUAAAGAAUAUUACAAAGAAUUUAAAGAUGAUAAAAAUGAUGUUAACAAAGUUUUUUUUAAAUUAAUUAUUCUACUAAAUAAUAACACAAAAGAAAUUACAAGAAGUGAUUUAAUUGAUUAUUCUAAAGAAUUACUUGAAAUGUGUAAGAAUGAUAAUAAUCAUUUGCCAUUUGAUAAAGCUCUCGUAGUGUUUAAAACUUUGAUAAUGUCACUUAAUACUAAAUCUAUUGAUGUUGAAUAUUCAGAUACCAAGACAGAUUACAAUCACACCACAACCAUAUUUCACAAUUCAACUGAAAAACAAAUUAAACCUGAUAUGACUAAUAGAACAUUUUCAUUUAAAGAUUCUUUAGAAUUCUUUAAGAAUCUUUCAGAUCAACAAUCAUCUACCGAUCAUCGUAACAAUGUUCAAAAACUGUAUUUACAACCUUCUAAUAAUGAUGAAGUAAUAAAAAAUUCCUCCAUUGAUAAAUCCGCUCAAUCUAUCAAAAACAUAAAUUAUGGUAAUGAAAAUUUUAUACCAAAAACAUACAAUGAUGAUAAUGCAGUUGAAUUAUCAAACAUGUCAGAGUAUUAA